This is a messenger RNA of Anopheles cruzii, 690 nucleotides long. RefSeq lists its product as uncharacterized. Lineage: Eukaryota; Metazoa; Arthropoda; Insecta; Diptera; Culicidae. The transcript is spliced from 2 exons. Bases 5 to 415 code for a protein of 136 amino acids. The record is from RefSeq and is a predicted model, not a curated record.
AGAGAUGAAUUUACUGCUCAUCGCCGGGGUUCUUGGUAUCCUGGCCAGCACCGGCCCCCCAACGACGUGUUCUCCCCUCUUUCGAGGCAACAUAUUGAGUGGUCGCGCUGAGAAGCCACUGUUGGCGCUGUCGCUCGAAUCGAGCGAAACGCUGCCGGAUGUAGCUCCGGUUUCAUCGGAAAAGCUGGCCCACGAUGAUGGGAACGGUUUCCAGCGCCCCGGUUACCGUCAUAAACGUCCACCGACCACUACGACGACCAACUCGCAACGAUUCUACGGCGUAGUGCUGAGUGUGCUGCAAUUGCUCGAAAGCCAGGCCCGCCAAGAAGUGCAGCGAGCGCGAGUCCAACACGCCCUGGCCUACUCGCUAGACGACGCGGCCGAUGACGACGACGAUACCGAAGAGGUGGCCUGAUGGAUCAAUUUGCUGGCGGAAGGAAAACAUAAUCAACUUCAACUCCGCUUCGGCAGCGCUUGAAACUGGAGCACUCGGUGACCGCCGCUGUCAUUGACAUUGAAUUCCAAUUGAAGUCCAUUAUGGGGAGGUCUUUUUUUUCCUUAUUGUUGUGGUCAACAGGGCACAACUGUCGGGUGGGCACAAUGGAUGCAAAUUAGAUCCGUGAAGGGGUUGAACAUUGAUCGAUAAAUUGACUGAUCUUUUUUGACAUCAAAAAUUAUACUCUAACAGAC